Messenger RNA from Clupea harengus (Atlantic herring), 5361 nucleotides. It is a transcript of the gene fndc3bb, whose product is annotated as fibronectin type III domain-containing protein 3B. The coding region runs from base 194 to 3148 and encodes 984 amino acids. Gene Ontology annotation, molecular function: protein binding. Lineage: Eukaryota; Metazoa; Chordata; Actinopteri; Clupeiformes; Clupeidae. The transcript is spliced from 20 exons. The record is from RefSeq and is a predicted model, not a curated record.
UGUAUGUCUCUCAUGUCUGGGUUCCAAGCACGUCUUGGGAGCGUUAGGUAUGCGUCAAACUAGUACCACAUGAGGGGAAACAACACUGUGAGCCCUCAGGACCUGUGCUUUUAUAAGAUUCUAUAUUAUUCAGUCUUCUUCUUCUUCUUCUUUUCUUGCAGAUCAUAAUGCAGAGGCCCGAAGAGUCCAGGAUAUGCUCUCAGGAAUGGACAAACCACAGGUGUCUAAGGUGCAGUCUCGCUCGGCGCUGGUGUCCUGGGCCCCGGUCACGGUUGCUAGUGGGCAGGGUGACGCUGCUCCUUCCUCCCGUACCUACGAGCUCAUGCUGACUGACAAGGGUAUCGACGGGAAGUACCGCGUGGUCUACAGUGGGGAGGACCUGGAGUACAACCUCACAGACCUGCGGCCGGCCACAGACUACCAUGUCCGAGUCAGCGCCGUGGGUGAUACAGUGAGGGCUCCGCGUUCCGAGGUGGGGGCCUUCACCACCCACUGUGGCCCCCCAGACACCCCACUCCCCCCCAGACUCUCGCAUCGCUCCAAGAGCUCGCUCACCCUCCAGUGGAAGCCUCCGCUGGACAACGGAUCAAGAAUCACAAGCUACAUAUUAGAAUGGGAUGAGGGCAAAAAGAACGGCGCGUUCCGAGGGUGCUACUUUGGCAACCAGAGGCACUUUAAAGUCACACGGCUCUGUCCAGCCUCAGGCUACACGUUUCGGGUGGCCACACUAAAUGACAUUGGGUCCAGCGGCUUCAGCUCAGAGGUGGCCUUCCACACCACGGGCAGCCAGCCCCAGCUGCCCCCCGCCCCACAGCUCCAGAGGGCGGGCAGCGGCUGGCUCACGCUGGACUGGGCGCGCCCCAGCGGCUGCGUCCCGGAGGAGCCCGUCACCUACAUCCUGGAGCUCCAGGAGGACAGCCAGGGACCAGAGUUUCAUGCCAGGUACAACGGUACGGACGUCGGCUGCACAGUGGAUAAUCUUAAGCGCAGCACUCAGUACAGCUUCAGGCUCACCGCCUGUAGUGUAGAGUGGAGGAUCGGUCCGAGCGCGGUGCUGGUGUGCAAGACCAUCCCCGAGCAGCCGGGACCACCAACGGACCUCGCCGUGAGGGAGGUCGCUUCACACGGCGUCUGUGCCUCAUGGCAACCUCCACAGGACGACGGCGGCUCAGAUGGUUUGACGUACAUCCUGGAACUCUUGGAGGAGGAGACUCAAGCAGAGGCUCAGUGGGAGGAGGUGUAUAGAGGCCCAGCCCUGGCGCACGCGUGUGAGGGCCUGAGGCCGACCACCUGCUACUCGUUGCGGGUCCACUGCAUCAGCGCUGGGGGCCAGAGCCAGCACUCUCAAAGUCUGUCUGUCCGAAGCCUGUGCCUCCCCCCAGCCGCCUGCCAACCCCCGAGAGUGGCGGGGAACGUCAAGCACAAGGAGGUGACCUUAGAAUGGGAUCAGCCUGUGUGUGAGGGUGCUGGCGAGGCGGUGGAGUUCACUGUGGAGAUGUGUGCCGUGGAGGUGUGUGCCGUGGAGGUGGAAGCUGAGCAGGAGAUAGAACCACAGGAAGAGGGCCAGCCGCCGCCGCCACAAGAGCCACAAGAGCCACAAGAGCCACAAGAGCCACAAGAGCCACAAGAGCAGCCGCAGCAGCAGCCAGACAUCCAGUGCCCACCAGUGGAGGUGUACCACGGAGAGGCCACCGAGUGCACCGUAGGCAGCCUGCUCCCCGGCGCCACCUACACGUUCCGCGUGCGCGCUGCCAACGUCGGCGGGGCGGGGCCCUACUCCGAGACCCUCACGGUCACCACGGCAGCCGGACCCCCAGGCCAGUGCGGCGAGCCCCACGUGACCACCACUUCUCACUCCAGUGCGGCAGUGAGCUGGGAGAGCUGUGCGGGUGCCGGCGCGGACAUCUCCGAGUACCGGCUGGCCUGGGGCCGUGACCUGGACUCCCUGGAGGUGGUGUACAGCGGCACGGACACGUCCUGCGAGAUCUCCGACCUGGAGGCGGCCACGGAGUACUGCUGCAGGUUACAGGCGGCCAACCAGGAUGGGGCAGGCCCCCACAGCGAGCUGGUCACCUGCCGAACCCCCGCAGCCGCCCCCAGUGCUGUCCCGAGCCUCUUCCUCCAGGAGUGCCCCCCUACUGACGCCGACCUUUACCCUCCCUCCACCUGCCUGCCCCUGGCCUGGGAGGAGCCCUGCUGCAAUGGUGCCGAGAUCACCUCCUACUCCGUCGUCAUGGGAGACCAAUCGUUUGCCGUCGGCAACGUGGCGUGCUACGUAGUGACGGACCUGCAACCCAACACUGAGUACAGCGUCCAGGUCCGGGCUGAGAAUGAGAUCGGUGCCGGUCCUUUCUGUGUGCCCCUGCUGACUCAGACCAGCCCCCUGCCCCCGGCGCCGCCCCGCCUGGAGUGUGCUGCCGUGGGGCCCCAGAGCCUGAAGCUGCGCUGGGGAGACGGCGGCAGCAGCAGCAGCAGGGGACAGAGCUGCGAGGACGUCACGUACACCCUGCAGAUGGAGGACCGGAACCAGAGGUUCGUGGCGAUCUACCGCGGGCCGAGCCACACCUUCCGGGUGCAGCGUCUAAGCGAGUCGAGCCACUACAGCUUCCGCAUCCAGGCCGUGAGCGAGGCGGGGGAGGGGCCCUUCUCUGAGACCCUCAGUCUGUGCACGUCCAAGUCUGUGCCUCCCACGCUCAAAGCCCCGCGAGUGUCCCAGCUGGACGGAAACGCCUGUGAGGUCACAUGGGAGGCGGUGCCACCCAUGCGAGGGGACCGCAUCACCUACACGCUUCAGGUCCUCGGAGGCCGAGACGCCGAGUACAAGCAGGUGUUCAAAGGAGAGGAGACGUGCUUCCAGCUCUUCAGCCUGCAGUGGAACACAGACUACCGCUUUCGCGUCUGCGCCGGCAGGCACUGCCCGGACGCCUCCUCGCUGGAGCUGAGCGGGGCCUUCAGCCCGUCUGUCCACUUCACCCCGCGCCGCCUCGAGCAGACGCCGGCCGUCGAGGCCAGCGCCGUGGCCCCGCUGGCCGUGAAGGCCUUCGGAGUCACCUCCACGGACGGACAGUUUGCCACGCUCAUCGUGGCGGGCCUGGCCUCGCUCUCCUUCCUCCUGGCCUUCCUCCUGCAGCUUGUCCUCAUGGAGUAGCUCUGCCCAACGAGUUGGGUGAGGAAAAGGGAAAAACAAACAAAUAUAUGAUAUGAUAGAAUGAAAAGAAAGAGAGGAUCGAAACUUUAGGGAUAUUUCUUUAUAUGUAAGGGGACACACCUAUCCUCUACUAUAGAUAUAUAUCAUAUUUGGGAUCAUUUUAAAAAUCCUGUUUUUCUUUUCUUUUUUUUUUUACAUGUUGUAGUCUCCUAUACGAUUCCAUCGUCUGUACGUCACAUUCCAUUUUUCUGUGUUUUAGCCCUUUAUCUGUCUGUAACUUUUUAUAUGUCUGAGGAAAAGGAUGCAGUGCGUCUGUGUUGCGCCAGUUCUGAAACCACAAUCCUGAAAAAAUGGUCUUACAAAAGUAUUUUUAUACUUUUUUUUUAAAUGGUAUUUAGGUCCAUGACUGAAACAACAAAAAAAAAUCUAUUUUCUACAUCGGAACUUGAUGUUUGGUCCUAUUUUUCUCUAAGCCUGUUCUCUAAGUGUAUUUAUAUUUGUACUGUUAUAUUGUCUAUGUUACAGCUUUAACAUUUGAUGGCUGAAGGGAUACCCCCCUGCUUUUGGGGUGAGAUGAGACCCAGGGGCUUUAGGUGUGUUGGAAUAAGGGGGCAGAUGGAGUGCUUGGUAUGAAUUAAACCCGUCGUCCACGUAUCCUCUAAUGAAGUAAACUGCUGAGUGGGGGUUUAUAAUACUAACUGUCGAGAUAAUGUCAGCUGACCACUGGCCAGAUAGAAUCGACUCCCAGAGGGCAGUGUAAAAGAGAACUGUCCACCCUCAACCACCCAGCACCUUGUUCGGUCUGGAUUGGCGUCCUCGUUAUGAUAUGCUGCUUUGCAAAUGUACAAAAAAAGGGAAAGUGUCCAGAGCAUCAGCAGCAACAGCAGCAGCAGCGGCAGCAGCGUUUAUCAAUCCCAAAGAGUUUCACCGAGCGACCCCUUAGUGAUGACACGAAGCCAGGAAUGUGCCUCAGGGACUCGGGUUCGAAAGGGUGACAGCCUCACGUUCCAGGGUGGCAGUGUCUGGCCCCCGUGCCCCCCCCCCCCCCCCCCCCCGUGUCUUUUCCAGUCAUUUCAUUGGUGUUUUUUUUUCCUCUCAUUUUGUGUUCAGUCAUUUCAGCCUUACAGCUCAGCUCUGCAGCCUGCUCUUCUCUUAGCCUCACACAAUGAGUAUAGCCCAAGACUACAGUACACACUCUUAAAGAAACGUUUACUAGCUCAGUCAUACCUUAACCAAAGUUAAUGAGCGGUUUUUGUUAGGGUUCUAUUUAUGCUAUAUAUUGCAUACCGUACUUUAUAAUGCAAAUCACAGUGCAAUCUUCAUUUAUUUAUUUCUUUUAAAAAAAAAAAAAAUCAAAAGAACCGUCAUACAUAUUUUCUCAUGUAGCAUGUCCUAUAUUUUACCUUUUUUGGUUAUGAUUUCAUUUUUACAUAUAUUUUAUAUUUUUCAAAUAGAAAAUGGCAUUCCUAACAUUUUGUUAAUCUUGUUCAUGUUUCAGACCUGUCUUUUAAUGUUAAGUCUUUUUUUUUUUUUUUAACCAUGCAAGUCAUGUCCAGAUAAUGAAGUGAAUAGGUGCUGUUCCACAUGAUGCACACACACCCAAUGCUAUUGCUGAGGCCCACACACACACAUGGCAUUAUGUUCUUAAUCACAAGGUAACGUGUGGGACUCCAUAGCAUCCACUACCUACUCUGCUUGAACUGGUAACACUUUCCUUGAGUAGUUUUUUCAUUCUUUUUCCACCCCCUUCUGUUCACGUCUUGACAAAGAGUCUUUAGUCUUCACAAAUGAUCUGUGAAAGAAAAGACUUAACCCCCAGCACAUUGACCUUUUUUUUUAUCGGAAUCAAUCAGUUUUGUAUUAUAAGAAAGUUCUCUUGGAUUUGAAUAUUGACACUUGAAGAUUUUAUCUUUCUUUGAUGACAUCUUGAAAAUGUUACCCUCAAAAGAAAUGUUGUUUUUUUUAUGUUAACUUGAGCUUAAAAGAAGACUCAUUCCACAUUGCCAUUAUUUUUUAAAUAUAAUCAACUAUGAUUUUUAGAAUUCAUCAAUAAUUGUACAUUGUAAUCAUAGACAUAGACAUAUGAAAUACUACCAUAUCAACUUUAAUGUAUAGAUUUUGAAAAUACUACCCUUUGUAUUUAAGAUGAUUAUGUAUCUGUAGCAUAUAUGUAAUAUAUUUAUGCACAAUAAAUGUUUAAUUUUUUUCUUGAA